Molecule: messenger RNA, 2212 nt
Organism: Chiloscyllium plagiosum (whitespotted bambooshark)
Lineage: Eukaryota; Metazoa; Chordata; Chondrichthyes; Orectolobiformes; Hemiscylliidae
Gene: suds3
Product: SDS3 homolog, SIN3A corepressor complex component
Source: RefSeq, a predicted model, not a curated record
AGAGGGUUAAAACUUGUACUGGCUCUGCUAAUUCAUAGAUUCUACUAAUUCACUCUCCUUGCCAUGCCCUGCCCACACCUAAUGCUACUGAACAGAAACUCGUCCUUCAUGAACUGUAGCUAAUUAUCUUGAAUAGCAAACAAGUCAAGGAAAGUUAUCUAAGGGGAUUAUAAUGUUGAUGUUUAAUAUAAUAUUAAUAUUUAGAGAUUAUAAUUUAGCUGCAUCAGUUGGAGAUGCUCAUAAACUUUGUCGAAAAUCUAGUAAUUUUAAUGAAUACACAAACAUGAAUGCAUCAGAUGCAACACUGCCCAGCAGCUACGAUUGACAGUGCUGCUCAGAGGCAACGAUGAUUGACAGUUCUGCCCGGGCUCCAUGUCUUGUAGCCCCGCAUGGUCACGCCCCCGUCUCCCGGUUAGGUGUCCCUCUCAAUGCCUGACAGCCGGUGGUCAGGUUGGGCGGCGGGUACUCCUGUUUGUUACCAGUCUGUGAGUCGGUUGCGAUAGUGUUUUUGCGAGACCUCAGUUGGUGUGCGUCUGCGGCGGCUGCCGAGUUUAGUCGUGCGAGGCCCCGGCAGGCAGGCGGUGGUGGUGCGCCCGUGGCUACGGUUGCUGGGGGGAGGGGAGGGGAGGGCGGCUUGGCGGGGAAGAUGUCUGCCACUCUCCUCUCGCCCAUCGUCGAUUAUUACAACGAUGAGGAGGAGCUGGACAGUGUGGACGACGAGGACGACCGCAGCAUCCGUGGCCGUGAGUCGGACGAAGAUACAGAGGAUGCAAGUGAGACAGAUAUUGCUAACAAGCAAGAUGAUGAAGACUACCUAGAAGUGAAAGAACAAAUGUACCAGGAAAAAUUAACAUCUUUAAAGAGGCAGCUACAACAGUUACAGGAAGGUACAUUGCAAGAAUAUCAGAAAAGGAUGAAAAAACUGGAUCAGCAAUACAAAGAAAGAAUAAGAAAUGCAGAGCUAUUUCUCCAACUGGAGACCGAGCAAGUGGAAAGGAAUUAUAUUAAAGAGAAAAAGGCAGCAGUGAAAGAAUUUGAAGAUAAAAAGAUUGAGUUGAAAGAAAAUCUGAUUGCUGAAUUAGAAGAGAAGAAAAAGCUGAUUGAGAAUGAAAGACUAACAAUGGAACUCACUGGGGAUUCUAUGGAGGUUAAGCCGAUUAUGACCAGAAAGUUGAGGAGAAGACCCAAUGAUCCUGUACCAAUUCCAGACAAAAGACGAAAACCUGCACCUGCGCAGUUAAAUUAUUUGUUAACAGAUGAACAGAUUAUGGAAGAUCUACGAACGCUUAAUAAGCUCAAAUCUCCAAAAAGACCAGCAUCUCCAUCUUCUCCUGAGCACCUUCCGAGCACUCCUGCAGAAUCACCAGCACAGAGGUAUGAAGCGCGAAUAGAAGAUGGAAAAUUGUAUUAUGAUAAGAGAUGGUAUCACAAAAGUCAGGCUAUCUAUCUGGAAUCCAAGGAUAAUACGAAGAUCAGCUGUGUAAUUAGCUCAGUUGGAACAAAUGAGAUAUGGGUGAGAAAGACAAGUGACAGCACCAAGAUGCGUAUAUAUCUGGGACAGUUACAUAGAGGAGUAUUCAUUAUACGUAGGCGAUCUGCUGCUUAGCACCAAACCAUGUUUGUGACUGAGAUCUUCCAAUUUUCUCUCUGCUCAGAGAGUGACUCCUUCCUGGUUUUUUGUAUGGAAAUCUGUAUUAAUACAACCAAACUUAAUGACAGACUGAAGAACACAUAAUUUGAAGACAUUCUUUCUAAUGCCAGUUCUGAUGAUUGUGUAUAUUUUUAAGAAUAAAAUUCGCCUUUUCAAGGAUUUUUCUUUCCUUUCACCUUCCUCCAAGAUGAAGUUGAGCAUUCUUUAUGGUUGAAAACUGCCAUUUUGUGGAUCGUUUCACUUAUUCCAGAUGACAAAAUGAAACCAGUUUUGCUUCAUUGCUGGACAGUCUGGUACCUCCUGAACGUGAACAAUUCAGUUGCCUUUUUUUUUUGGGGGAAAAAGAAAUUAUUUUGUACAUGUUGUUUAUUUUGUAAUAGAAUGCUUUACCAUUGUCACUAUUAAACACAGGCCAAAAUGUGUUUUUUUUUGUUUUUAAAUGUGUAUUAAAUAACCUUGUUUCUUUGAAUAAAUCAACUUGAGUUUAUGUUUUGUGGUAUUCCCUGUAAGCAUUAAUAAACCUGAAAAUGGUGGCAGCCUUGGUUAUGGUUGGUACUGGAA